AUGUAUUACGAAUUAUUUGCUAUAGCACGUAUAACGGAUCCAUUGAAUACGGCAAAGGAAGCCACCAAAAUUGCAUCCACAGUGGGGAAGUUAAUAUUGAAUAAUAGAGGUAUUAUAAGGGAUAUAACAAGUCUCGGAGCUAAACCAUUACCACAAAUUAUAUCAAAAGAACAAGAAAGGCAUUUUCAAGGAUACCAUUUUAUAAUUGGGUUUGAUUCGUCACCAAAUGUCCAAACACAAUUGUUAAGAACUUUGCGAAGAGAUCCUAGAAUUUUAAGAUCCAGUAUUAUGAAACAUGAUUUGACCCAUAAUUUGAAUCCAGGUACUACUAUCGAACAAGCUUUAAGAGCUACAAAGUGA
Candida dubliniensis CD36 is the source of this 360-nucleotide messenger RNA. It is a transcript of the gene MRP17, whose product is annotated as mitochondrial 37S ribosomal protein bS6m. The record is from RefSeq and is a predicted model, not a curated record. Bases 1 to 360 code for a protein of 119 amino acids. The transcript has a single exon. NCBI's taxonomy places the organism in Eukaryota, Fungi, Ascomycota, Pichiomycetes, Serinales, Debaryomycetaceae. Gene Ontology annotation, molecular function: structural constituent of ribosome; small ribosomal subunit rRNA binding. Gene Ontology annotation, biological process: translation. Gene Ontology annotation, cellular component: ribosome; mitochondrial small ribosomal subunit.